AUGACCCAUUGGAAGGACAUAGCUGUCUGGAAAGGUAUCCCCUUUGCUGCUACGACUGGUGGCCAAAACCGAUGGAAGGCACCACAGCCUGCUAGCGCGUGGAAUGGUACCCUAGACGCGCGCAACGGGGGCAAUGUCUGUCCUUCUGCGACAUCCAGGGACAAUUAUAUGAUCGAUGAGGACUGCCUGGACCUGAAUAUUUGGAGUCCUGCCAACUCCACCAACGCAAAGCUCCCUGUCGUUAUGUGGAAUUACCCGGCCAUGUCCACUGCAGUCGAUGCCUUGUUUGACGGAGGUGGUAUGGCGGAUCAGGGCAUUGUCUUUGUCAACUAUAAUCAUCGCACUGGUCCUUUUGGCUGGCUUGCUCACCCGGAAUUGUCUGGUUAG
Aspergillus chevalieri is the source of this 387-nucleotide messenger RNA. RefSeq lists its product as uncharacterized. The transcript has a single exon. The coding region runs from base 1 to 387 and encodes 128 amino acids. The record is from RefSeq and is a predicted model, not a curated record. NCBI's taxonomy places the organism in Eukaryota, Fungi, Ascomycota, Eurotiomycetes, Eurotiales, Aspergillaceae.